This is a messenger RNA of Gracilinanus agilis (Agile Gracile Mouse Opossum), 310 nucleotides long. Its product is annotated as homeobox protein Nkx-2.3-like. The transcript has a single exon. The annotation marks the transcript as partial. Lineage: Eukaryota; Metazoa; Chordata; Mammalia; Didelphimorphia; Didelphidae. The record is from RefSeq and is a predicted model, not a curated record.
AUGCUAGCAAGCCCCGUAACCUCGACGCCCUUCUCAGUCCGAGACAUUCUGAGUCGUGAACAGGAGCUGCGCUGUCCCCAGCGCGACCACACUGUGUUCCUCGACCCCAACGCGCAGAGGGCCCACGACUCCCAACUGUCUCCUGGGGCAGAGGAUCCACACGAGAGCCCCGGCGUCGCAGCCUCCAGCCACGGUUCUCCAAGUGCUGGUCGCUGCUGGCCCAGAGGCACAACCAAGGAAGAAUUCGAGGACCUGGGGAGCUGCUGUGAUACCAUCCUUGGGGGGACCGUGGAGCCGGCAGGGCUGACAA